Musa acuminata subsp. malaccensis (wild Malaysian banana) is the source of this 2155-nucleotide messenger RNA. Its product is annotated as fatty acid amide hydrolase. Gene Ontology annotation, biological process: N-acylethanolamine metabolic process. Gene Ontology annotation, cellular component: membrane. Gene Ontology annotation, molecular function: N-(long-chain-acyl)ethanolamine deacylase activity. The record is from RefSeq and is a predicted model, not a curated record. NCBI's taxonomy places the organism in Eukaryota, Viridiplantae, Streptophyta, Magnoliopsida, Zingiberales, Musaceae.
UGUCUCAUCUCAUUUAAUCUGUUCUCGAGUGCCAGUCAAGAGGUGGAAGAAGAAGGGCUUCAGGAGAUGUCUCGGAAGAAGCGCGUGAUGUUGCCGGUGGCGGAGGUCGAUAUCUCCAACAUCAAAUACACGCCGCAACACAUACAAGCUCCACAUUUGACUGGCUUUGGAUUUAUGCUUUUCACUUGGCUGAUGGAAGCCCCGCUUAUCGGUUCUCUCAUCACGUCUUUCUUGAAGCACAAGAACGGAGUCACCGAGAUGUUGAGGAAUACUGUGAUUCCCGAGCGACCAAUGUUUCGGCCUGAGUUCCCACCUCAAGACCCAGAGACAGGUGUAGUUGUCUUGGAUGAAGACAGACAUCCUAUUGCUCGUCUUGAGGCAGCCAUGGAGUGCCUUCCAUUAUAUGAUCCCUCUCGCCACUGGAAUCCUGACCGCCCUUCUAAUUUUUUGUAUUGGACAAUUCGUGAUUAUGCACAUGCUUAUCGAUCUGAUAUCACAACUCCAUUAAUUGUUGCGGAGCGCAUCAUUUCUGCUGUGGAUGAAUUUAAUGGCAAGAAGCCACCUGUGCCACUUCUGAUCUCUUUUAAUGCAGAUGAAGUGAGGAAGCAAGCUGCAGAUUCCACAGAAAGAUUUAGAGCAGGAAAUCCCUUAUCCAUCAUAGAUGGUGUCUUUAUUGCCAUUAAAGAUGAUAUAGACUGCUAUCCACACCCAACUAAAGGUGCUACAACAUGGUUUCACGAGGUUCGCACUGUCAAGCAAGAUGCGGUAUGCGUUUCUAGAUUACGAAGUUGUGGUGUGAUACUUGUAGGAAAGGCGAACAUGCAUGAGCUGGGGCUUGGAACAACUGGGAACAAUCCCAAUUAUGGAACGGCAAGAAAUCCAUAUUCAUUCGAAAGAUACACAGGUGGUUCUUCCUCUGGUCCUGCAGCACUUGUUGCAUCUGGAAUAUGUUCUGCAGCUGUAGGGACAGAUGGUGGAGGUUCAGUUAGAAUUCCGUCUUCACUUUGUGGCAUUGUGGGACUGAAAACAACAUUUGCACGAACAGACAUGACAGGGUCAUUAUGCGAUUGUGGAACUGUUGAAGUUGUUUCUCCUCUUGCUGCCACAGUUGAGGAUGCUAUGCUGGUUUAUGCAGCAAUGGCAGGCUCCUCUAAAGCUGAUAGAAUCAGUCUGAACCCAUCACCCCUCUGUUGUCCAAAUCUAUCUUCAAGUAAUAAUUUGAACAUCUUACAAUCAGUGAGACUGGGAAAAUACACUGAGUGGUUUAAUGAUGUAUCAAACAAUGAUAUCUCAAAUAAAUGUGAGGAUGCUGUUAAUCUUCUUUCAGCAAACUUUGGGUGUCAGAUAAUAGAGAUUACAUUACCAGAGAUAGAAGAAAUGCGGACUGCCCAUGUAGUUUCCAUUGGUUCAGAAUCACUCUGUGGAUUAAAUGCUUAUCGUGGGGAAAGGAAAUAUUCCGAGUUAACACUUGAUACUCGAACUAGUUUGGCUCUUUUCCGGUCAUUCUCUGCGGCUGACUAUGUUGCUGCUCAACGCCUUAGGAGAAGGAUAAUGUAUUAUUAUAUGGAAGCUUUCAAGAAGGUUGACAUCAUAGUAACCCCUACAACUGGCAUAACUGCACCAAAAAUUCCAUUAAGUUCUCUUCAAUAUGGGGAGUCAAAUUAUGAGACUUCAGGGUAUCUCAUGCGGUUCAUACUAGCUGGAAAUCUUCUUGGGCUCCCAGCUAUAUCAGUGCCUAUUGGUUAUGAUAAGCAAGGACUUCCAAUUGGUUUGCAAUUAAUAGGACGCCCAUGGAGUGAAGCCAGCAUCCUUCGAGUGGCUUUUGCUGUAGAGGAACUCUAUCUAGGUCAUAGGAAGAGGCCUUCCCAAUUCUAUGAUGUUCUCCAAGCCACCUGAAAUGUCCCAUCUGCAUUGUAUGUAUUGUUCGCGCCAAUAAAAGAUUCAAGGGCCGGCACCUUCGGAGCCUUUCAAUUUUAAGAUGGGAUGAUGCUUAAAAGAAAUAUUCGUAAAAUAUCGAAGAUUUGGAUUUGUUGUUGUUGUUGUUGUUGUUGUUUGCCUGGUUUGUGUGUACCGCGAGGACACGUGUUCCUCAAAGCAAAUGGAGUUUUCAACAGAGAAAACCAAACUAAGGUUAUCUAUUCUGUGGGGAGAGAGA